AUGGAACUUACAAUGGAAAACAUUGGCAACAUGCACGGCGUCUCGCACUCGCAGGCGGGCGACCUGAUGAAUUCCUCGCAUGCACGACCUUCCUCAGCGUCCCACAGAAACUUGGUCUCACACGGACGCUCCGCGAUGGUCUCCAGCAUGGCUUCUAUCCUGGAGGGCGCCGGAGAGUACCGAGCAGACCCCGCACUGUCUGGGCACCUGCAUCCGGCCAUGACCAUGUGCGAGUCCGGCAUGAACCUGUCCAACACGUACACCACACUGACUCCACUCCAGCACCUGCCCCCCAUCUCAACCGUCUCCGACAAGUUUCACCAUCCUCACCCUCACCCGCAUCACCACGCUGCACACCAGCGCCUCACCACCGGCAACGUCAGCGGCAGCUUCACUCUCAUGCGCGACGACCGUGGCCUUGCCUCCAUGAGUAACUUAUAUGGCCACUACCCCAAAGAGAUGUCCGGAAUGGGACCGCCGUUGUCUCCGCUCUCCAACGGUCUGGGCUCUCUGCACAACUCUCAGCAGGCGCUCUCGGCAUACGGCCCCGGCGCUCACCUGGCCAACGAUAAGAUGCUCUCUCCUGGUGGUUUUGAAUCUCAUGCAGCCAUGCUGUCCAGAAGCGAGGAGCAUCUCGCCCGGAGUCUGGGGGGCCACGGUCACGGUAUGAUAUCAAACCUCAACGGUAUGCACCCGCAUAGCCACCUGCAUUCGCAAGCCAACGGCUCCAUGCUAGCCGAGAGGGAGAGGCAUGCGGCCGGGGCCGGACAGGGCGGCGGGUCGGGUCAAGUGGAGGAGAUUAAUACGAAAGAGGUGGCGCAGAGGAUCACAGCGGAGCUGAAGCGCUAUAGUAUACCUCAGGCCAUAUUUGCCCAGAGGAUCUUGUGUCGCUCGCAAGGGACCCUGUCGGAUCUUCUGCGCAACCCAAAGCCGUGGAGUAAACUGAAGUCCGGCCGGGAGACCUUCCGAAGAAUGUGGAAAUGGUUACAGGAGCCAGAGUUCCAGCGAAUGUCGGCACUCAGGCUAGCCGCCUGCAAGAGGAAGGAACAGGAACAACACAAGGACAGGAACAUGGCUCCCAAGAAGCAGCGUCUUGUCUUCACCGACCUGCAGCGCCGUACCCUCAUCGCCAUCUUCAAAGAGAACAAGCGUCCGUCCAAAGAGAUGCAGAUCACCAUCUCCCAGCAGCUGGGCCUGGAGCUCAGCACCGUUAGCAACUUCUUCAUGAACGCCCGCCGACGCUGCGUCGACCGCUGGCACGACGAGCACGACAGGCCCGGGCAGCCGGGCACCUCCGCCACCACCUUCUCCAAAGCUUGA
Molecule: messenger RNA, 1320 nt
Organism: Chanos chanos (milkfish)
Lineage: Eukaryota; Metazoa; Chordata; Actinopteri; Gonorynchiformes; Chanidae
Gene: onecut3b
Product: one cut homeobox 3b
Exons: 2
Coding region: 1-1320 (439 amino acids)
Biological process (GO): regulation of transcription by RNA polymerase II
Cellular component (GO): nucleus
Molecular function (GO): DNA-binding transcription factor activity, RNA polymerase II-specific; RNA polymerase II cis-regulatory region sequence-specific DNA binding
Source: RefSeq, a predicted model, not a curated record